AUGGAGCAGACACCGAUUGCGCAACUCAGCCCCGAACUGCCCUCGGUGGAAUCGCAGCAUUUCCGGGCCACCGUCACUCUGAUAUGGCCGUACUCGUCGUCUGCAUGCCAACUGGCCCUCCUGCUCGCGGAGCCAGAUCUCCGGCUUAGGCGAAGGAACGGUCAGGUCAGGGCUCGCUUUUCGGGCGCAAGUGCAAAGGCCAUUGCGACAACAGGUGUAGGAAUCGGCGAUGAGGUCGUCUUGAGCCUGCGAGGCGCGCAAUUCGUCACCGAGGGCGCCAUCAGCACGCCCGGAAAGAGUAUCGAUUGGGAGCUGGAAUAUGUUCAAACAGUCGUCAUUCGCAUCUACCGAAACGGCGAAGAAACCGCCAAUAUCGAGCUCGUUGAUGCGCCGCCCACUCCAGCCCCUGCAUCACCACUCCGCCGACAAUAUCGAGCUGCUCCAAGCCCAGCGUUACAAUAUUCGUCUCCUGCCUUCUUGAAGCGCGUGCGCCUAUCUGAUGGGCCCUUCUUCGAACCGCCUUACGAUCCCCUGGCCGACGAGACAGGCGAAGGCCACGACAAAAAGCGGCGGAGGAAAUCGUAUCGAGAUUGGAAGGCAUGGACAUAUAGUGCGAGGACGCCCUCGCCAGAGAAGGAGGAUGCUCCCAUGGAAGACGAAAUGGAGUGGCUUGAGGCAUCGCCCAGCCGCCCAGAACAGCUCCCUCAAACACCUACCUCUCCCUCAAAAUCCGCCACAGUAUCCAAAUCAGCCAAACCGCUGCGUGCUCAAGGUGCUAAGCCAACAGAGGCGCCCGUUUCAGCAGAGGAGGCCAUCUUGCAAUCGGAUGAGGAAAAUGCAGAUGAGAGCGUCAUUCGCGAGUCUGACUACAGUGUGCUCUACUCGGCUCCAGAUGAACAUCUGUCAUCAGAUGCCCAGUACGCUUUUGGUGGCGAUACCGAGGUAGAUACUGAAGUCAACACAGAGGAAGAAUAUCCUGCCCAAGAGGAGACCGAGGGGGGCAGCACAGUCACAAAGGAGCCAAGCACUGAUGAGGUUCAUCAAGUACAGCGUGAAGCUAAAGGCAGCGAUGAAGCUGCGGUUGCAGAAGCGCAGUUAGAGAACGACACACAUGAGGAUCGUGUACAGGUUGUUGAACCAAACCAAGCCACAACAUCCACGUCCGUCCCUGAGUCAGACGAACAAAAUGCGGAGACAUCACCAGCAUCACUUAUCAACGCUCCAAAAAUUGCGAUGCCUCCUCCUACAUUAACCAUUAUUCAAACCGACACCCCGAACGCUGUGUCUGCUGCUCUGUUGACCCCAAUCGGUAGGGAGCCUGGAAGCCCAACUCUUCGACCUCUGGACUCGGCCAAUCUCCCGAUACCAUCACCGUUUCCUGGUGAGCGCGAAAACACUGCUACCUCUUACUUUGAUCAACUCAUCGCCAAUGAGCAGUCUGUAGAAUUGGAAGCCGAGGGUGAAGAAGAGGAGAAACCACCAAGCCAAGCAAGCUACAUCGGCGAGACGUCUUUCUUUAGCUCGAUUGGUUCCUCGAACGUAUCCACAUUUCACCCGAAUCAUGAGUCAGCCUUUGCACCUUUGCGCUUCACUUUUGGUAUGGAUGGUGCUGGAUUUUCGCGCCCUAUGGAGAUCUCGUCCCCACCACCUGAAGUCCAGCCGGACGAGGAAGACAAGGAUGUGCAAGAGGCAUCAGGUUCGACUACAGUUGCAGACACUUCAUUUGAUAACUCUGAUGCGGGUGCCCCCUUAACAAUUCAGAAUCCAGGAGAUGCCCAGAAAGCCAGCGAAAAUGCUCAAGCGGUACCUGCAACACAGGCGCUAAGCACUGUUGAAGAAGCCCAAGAUCCCGAUGUAACGAUGCUUUCUUCAGCUGGGGAUGAAAGUUCUAGUGUUGAGGAACCUGACCAAGACACCGCUCAUCACACUGGCAAGGAGACUGAGGAUAACGUAGUUAGCCCAGCUGUAGGUUCUGAAGGUGGGGUCGUUGAAGAACAAAAAGACAAUCAGCAAACUUUGCCUAGUGAACAUGGCUCACCCAUCGAACAUCAUAGCCCAAAGGCUUCUCCCCAGGAUCAAGACCAGCCUCCAUCCGCAACCUUCGAAAGUCACAGUGAGUUCGUGAGCCAGGAUCCCGCAACCAAAACCUCCAUUCAUUCUGAAGCCCCCGGUGAGCCAGCUGCAACUCACACACUAUCCCAGGAACCGGAGCCUAGUGAAGAUGUUGACCAGAUGGAGCAAUCCUUCUCUAUAGACCACUCAUAUGAAGCUUCUAUAGAGGCUACCGACGAUUACUUGCAGGACGCUUUCCCAAUGGACCACAUGUCACACGAGUUCCAGGAUGAACAAUAUACCCAAACACAGCAAGGUUCGGUUAUGGGAGACCAAUGGAUAGAAGACCAUUUCGAUUCACAAACUGACCACUCCAAGGCUUCGGUGGUAUCUGAGGUUCCUAAUUUGUCUACCAACGAACUGUCUAUGAUCGAAGCCGAACAGGGCCACGACAUAGAUGAAGUACAGACUGCGGAUACACCACGUACUGUACCGGCUAGGAACACAAGAUCCAAGGCCAAAGCUCAAACUCCAUCGGUACAAGAUGAGGUGCCUGGCUCCGUUCGUACCACGCGCUCGACAAGGUCUCGGGGAUCUGUGAGUUCCAUCGCUCGCUCGGUCAUUUCUCCUCGCAUACGCGCGCGUUCGGCAAAUUCUCCAUCACAGGGAGCUGCACAGGCCUCGCCAAACAGCAUUAAAACCAAGUCAGACUUUUUGUCUCCAGAGAAGAACAUUCCAGCUCAUAUUUCUACUACUGUCCGCGAAAGCCCGCGUAAAUCGUUGCAGAGAAGCUUGAAACAAGAGUUCGCUGCAGCUCGUUCUCGAAAAGAGAGGGAUGGCCCAUCAUCUCCCAAGUUCGAAUUGUCACAAGUUCAAAAUGCAUCCGAGAAUGAACAUAUGAAUGAUGUUCUUGUCAAAGACUGGGCUGAGCGGAACACUCACACCGAAUAUUCCGCGUCGCCUGCACGCACAUUAGAAGACUUGACUGAGGCACAGAAAUCGGACUUUGGCAGUCCUAUGAAACGCGAUGCUCCUAGUAGAGAAGAUGAUGUGGUUACCGAAUAUCCCUCGGGUACUGAUCCAGAGUCCAAACCAAAGUCGAAGACCAAGACGGGACGAAAGAAGCCUGCACCAAAGGCAGUUGUCGAGACUCAAAACAGUCAAGCUGCACCAUCUGAAUCUGGAAGUCCCAGCAGGCGGCUGCGCUCAAAAGGACCUAUCGAGCUGGUCACUCAGAGUCCUCGCAGUGUCCGGAGAACAAGAAGGAAUGUAUACAAUAUCUCUGAGCGUCAGGAGAGCGAAGAGGUUAGUGAGGCGGAUCUAAAGCCUGAGGAGAAGUCACAACAGGGGGAAAGUGAAGGCCUGUCACAAACAUCUACAGUCGAGGCUGGAGAGUCCAUGCGCAGCUCUACGCUCGAUUCACAAGCAGCUUUACAAAGGCAAAGGCUCAUGACUCCGGACGCAACUCAGCAAACUACCAAUGAAGCGCAGUCAGGCUUUGUCGCUGCGCCCGCAGGACAGGACUCGUUAUUAACACCCCAACCCACCCAGGCGACAUCCACCAAUCUCCGUUCUUCCCAGCAAGAUGUUGACAUGGAAGCUACUACAUCCGCGUCACCCAACGCGCAAAAGUCACCAACGACCAAAACCACGCCUGGCCACAACAAAGCAGCCACAGACACGACAUCGACCUCUUUAUCCCCAACUCUGAUUGAACAACCCACCUCAAAACCCGACCCCUCCGAGGCCACACAAGAAUCCCCCUCAAUCGGCCUCUCAACCCCCCUCUCCUACUACACCCCCCUCAAAGACCUCCCCUACUUCCUCAACCGCUCCUCCCAAUUCCACUCAUCCGUAAACCCAGACAUCCUCGCCCUCGUCACCUCCGCCACGACGGCAAGCGAAAAAGCGAAAAAGGGGCCCAAGCACUGGAACACGACUUUGCAUAUCACGGAUGCGAGUUCCUGGCCCGCGACAACGACCGUUCAGUGCUUCCGUGCGUACCGAGAGGCACUACCGGAAGCAGGCGUGGGCGAUGUAGUGUUGCUAAGGGCGUUUGCGGUGAAGUCGUUGAAUCGGCAUCCGGCACUGGUGAGUGCGGAUGAGAGCGCGUGGUGUGUUUGGCAGUGGGGAAAACCAGGUUCGGGGGCAGAAGAGGGGAUGUUUGGAGAGUUGAAGGCGAGAGAGGAGGUUAAAGGGCCAGAGGUUGAGCGUGGUGAGGGCGAGUGGCGCGAGGUAGAGAGGCUGAGGGCCUGGUAUGAGAAUAAGGUUAAGCAAGAGUUACAGGAGAAGGAAGAGAGUCAAGUAAAGACUAGGAGUAGGGAUAAGGCAAAGGGGGCUGCCGGAGGCAGUGCGGAUGCAUAG
Messenger RNA from Bipolaris victoriae FI3, 4416 nucleotides. RefSeq lists its product as hypothetical. NCBI's taxonomy places the organism in Eukaryota, Fungi, Ascomycota, Dothideomycetes, Pleosporales, Pleosporaceae. Gene Ontology annotation, biological process: telomere maintenance. Gene Ontology annotation, cellular component: chromosome, telomeric region. Gene Ontology annotation, molecular function: DNA binding. Bases 1 to 4416 code for a protein of 1471 amino acids. The transcript has a single exon. The record is from RefSeq and is a predicted model, not a curated record.